Sodiomyces alkalinus F11 is the source of this 954-nucleotide messenger RNA. RefSeq names its product endoglucanase-4. The record is from RefSeq and is a predicted model, not a curated record. Lineage: Eukaryota; Fungi; Ascomycota; Sordariomycetes; Glomerellales; Plectosphaerellaceae. The transcript has a single exon. The coding region runs from base 1 to 954 and encodes 317 amino acids.
AUGCCACCCACUACAACUCUCUCACUCUUCAGCUCGCUGCUCCUCGGCGCCUCGGGGGUCGCAGCCCACAGCCGCAUCACCAACAUCGUCGUCGACGGCGUCCUCUACGACGGCUACAACCCCAAAGUGCCCACCAACCCGGAAGUGCUCGUCGCGUGGAGCACGACGGUGACGGACGACGGCUGGGUCAACUUCGAGGACUACCGCAGCCCCAACAUCGUCUGCCACCGCGACGCCGCGAACGCGCAGGGCUACGCCCCCGUGGCAGCCGGCAGCAACGUCGACGUGCAGUGGCAGGGGUACCCGGAGUCGCACAAGGGCCCCGUGCUGACGUACCUGGCGCGCUGCGGCGACUCCCCGGGCGCGUGCGCGACGGUCGACAAGACGGGGCUCGCCUUCUUCCUCAUCGACUCGGAAGGGCUGAUCGACCCGGACGUCUACUCGGACCCGCACUCGCUGGCGCCGGGGUACUGGGCCAGCGACCUGUUCCGGGAGAACAACUCGAGCCGGGUGGUGCAGAUCCCCGAGGACCUCGCGGCCGGGCACUACGUGCUGCGGCAGGAGCUCAUCGCGCUGCAUUACGCCACGCUGCCGGAUGUGGGGCCGCAGCACUACCCGCAGUGCGUCAACAUCGAGGUCGUCGGCGGCGGGGACGUGCGGCCGGCGGGGCUCAGGGCUUCGGAGCUGUAUCACUGGGACGGAGGGCUAGAGGAAGGGGAGGAGGUGGAGGCGGACCCUGGGCUGGAUUAUGAUAUUUCGACGUCGCCGUUGGCGGAGUAUACGGUGCCUGGGCCGACUUUGCAUAGCGGUGCGGCGACGAGUGUGGAGCAGACGUUGUCGACGGUGACGAGCUCGGCGAGUGCUGUGCCUGAGGAAAGCGAUGCGAGGGAGAAGGCGAAGGCGAGGGCGAGGACACUGAGAACGGAGGUGAGGGCUGAGCCCACGCCAGUGUGA